AAUCUUCAUGGAAAACCAACAGUUGGACCAUACUACUGGUGAAGAGCAACAUCAAGAACCCAGUCAUGAGGACAGCAUGCACAGUACACCAAAAUCAGAGAAGGCAGGAUUUUCGGUGUUAUCCAUUGGCUCUAUUUUAGAAAACCCUCAAAGCCCUAAAAGCCCAGAGGGAAUUGAAUCUCGUCAAAAUGAUACUGAAUCUACUCAUACAGAAACAGUACCGAUGGCAACCUCAACACCGACGUCGUCAGAGAAACGACCGAAUAAUGCCUCUCCAACGGAUAGCAUUCAUUCAGAAAAAAAGCCAAAAGUAGAAAAAGAAGAGGAGAAUCAGAGAGAGAAUCAACAAAACUUCAACAAACUCAGCGGUACCGCAGAGUCAGCGGCAACAGUUCCCUCUCAUUCAGAUGCAGCAUUAAGUUCCUUAGCGGCAGCAGGAUCCGCGCCAUGGCCGCACUCAAGAGUAACAUAUGAAUCUUCUCAGAAUUUAGAUGCUGGCACCCAACUUCCUUACGCAUAUCCGCAGAUUCCUGUUCGACAAUUUGUUUCCCCACCCAUAAAUAUUGACAAUUCCGCCCUCAAUGGAUUCAUAGAACGAUGCAUGUCAUCGGAAAAGGAACCUGUUGCUCAAUUCGUUUACACUCCAUGGUUCGAUCUGCCUUUAAUGUACAAUGCAAUUGGAAAAUUUAUCCGAAUAGAAAUAGAUGCAAAAUGGUUAAAUGCUGCGAUUAAUCCACGCCUAGGUAAACGUGAAUUAUGGGGAACAGACGUGUAUACGGAUGACUCUGAUAUAGUCACCAUGUUGGCACACUGUGGCUACUUUUCUCUCUUCAAACCUAUAACGAAGAUUGCUGUUGUGGACUUGUUUAUUCUGCCGCCAUUACUGGGUUACAAAGGAACUAGAAAAAACCAAAUUGAAAGCAGAAGCUGGACUUCUCGACAAGAUGGUUUAAGUAUUAAAGUAAAAAAUCAAAAGUGGAAGUCUCCCAAACCGUCGGUUUUUGAAAAUACUAUGCAUAAUAUGACAUUAGAACAACGCUUGCAAGCUCGACUCGAACUUUCCCGUUCUUCUGUCUUUAAGAUAUAAUGUAAAAUGUACUUAAUAUUUGUUAUUUAACUUUUGAACGAACAAUAGACGAAAUUUGAGUUACACGGUGUAGAUUAUCAUCGUUACAAGGAAUUUCCAC
Molecule: messenger RNA, 1187 nt
Organism: Schizosaccharomyces octosporus yFS286
Lineage: Eukaryota; Fungi; Ascomycota; Schizosaccharomycetes; Schizosaccharomycetales; Schizosaccharomycetaceae
Product: transcriptional regulatory protein Rxt3
Exons: 2
Coding region: 8-1087 (359 amino acids)
Source: RefSeq, a predicted model, not a curated record